Molecule: messenger RNA, 3060 nt
Organism: Cryptosporidium ubiquitum
Lineage: Eukaryota; Apicomplexa; Conoidasida; Eucoccidiorida; Cryptosporidiidae
Exons: 1
Coding region: 1-3060 (1019 amino acids)
Source: RefSeq, a predicted model, not a curated record
AUGAAAAAAGUACUCAUAGCUUGGAUAUUCAAAUGGUACUUCUUUGUACUAAUUGUAUUGUUAGUGGCAGGAAAAAUAUAUGGAGAAAGCUCUCAAGAGAUAUCAGAACCUUCAAACUUUUUCUUUGAAAAGAGUUCAGGAAUGGAUUAUAGUAAUGAUAUUUCAUACGAAAAUGCUGAUUUUACAAUACUGAAUUUUAGUCCAACAGAAAAUAGUGAAUAUAGUUAUUCAAUAGAAUCGCCUUCUGGAACUAAUGAACCUUUAAGGUCUCCAUAUUAUAACCCUUUUCUUUUUGAGCAUGAACAAGGUAAAAAAAUAGUAUGUCAAGAACAGUUUUGUACUAGAGGAUUAUAUGGAAAAAAAUCAUCCAAACUAUUUAAAUCUUAUAUUAAAUCGGUUUUGAAUCAUUAUAUACUGGAAUCAAAGGUGAGAUCAUGGUUUUUUAGAUUAUGGAGUGAAUCUACAGUAUUAACUUCUCCAGUAUUAUAUAUUGAAAAAAAACCAGAAUUCAAAGAGAUUUACAAACUUGCCAGAAGGAAUUAUCAAAAACUUAAAGAUUCUGCUGUUAUAGUCAUACUCAAGGUAUUAACAAAGAAGGUAUCCAAAGAGCUCACUUUGGAAGAAAAGGAAGAAGAAGAAGCUUCCAAAUCUAACUCAGCAGAAAAUAGAGAAUAUUCCUCUACAGAAUACGAAGGAACUAGAACUGAGGAACAAGAUACCUCCCGAGGUAUUUCUUCUUCCAUUAGCCAAACUGUCAAAAGUCUUUGUGUUAAACUUAGGAGUCUAAGCAAACACAGAAUGAGUGAUAAUGGCCAAUCAUAUUUGUUUGUAGUUGAAGCAUAUGAAAUUACUGAUAGACUCAUUUUUUCAAGACUCAUGACUAGUUUGAUCCAAACUUCCUGUUGGAAUAGGGCAAACAUAAACAAAUCUAGAGUUAUUAUUCCUGUUAUUGUUGGUCAUUUUAAAUAUAGUAAAGAGAACAAUGGUAUUUUAAGUGAUGUAUAUGAUUCAAACUUCAAAUCUAAAUCUAAAAGAUCUGGUUCUAAAUCAAAAAUAGACAAAAGUCCCAAUUCAAUGUCCAAAUCUAGAUCUAGAUCUACUAGAGAUGAAGAACAAACUGAGUUAGAAAAGGAUUUGGGCCAAAUGGAUUUUUCUGUUGAUUUGGAUCAAGGUUAUAAUUCCUUAUUUGUUAAGUGGUUAAAAAAAUGUAAUGAAUCCAAGAUUAUUUAUGAAAGAUACAAUAUGAUUAGUCCUGGUCUAUUUGAAAAGCUUUUAACUCAAUACCUGAUUUAUGCAAUCAACAAUAAGGUAAUAACACAUGAGAUUUCAAAAAGUGCCCAAGGAGUUAGUCAUUUUUUGAGUGAAUAUCCAACUAAUUGUCAUAAUUCUUGGAAUAAACUUUUGAAGUUGAUAGAAACAGAAUAUGAAACAAGUGAUAUGGGAUUUAAAACCCUGUUAAUUAGUACAAUACUGGAAUCUCUACAGGUUGCUAAUUUCACACUAUUUAAGGAGGUAGAUUCUCAACAAAAUAAGGAAAGUGAUCAAAAAGAGUUAUCUUCUAAGGAAGAAGAACUCAAUGGGGAAGAAAAAGGUAAAAAUGGUUCUGAGGAUUUUGCCUCAACUCAAAGUAGAUCUACAAUUCAAAAAGAACUAGAAGUUAGUGAACUUUACAGUAUUCUUUCUUCAAAAGAGCAAAAUCCCACAACUUUAUCACAAGCUAGAAUAAUGGAUGAUCUAUUGAUUAGACUUGAGGAACUUCCAGACCAAAGAAAAUCAAGGCUUGAGUUCAAGAAGUAUAUCUCAAACUUGAAAAUGGAUAGAGAAACUGCAACACAGGUACUUGAGCUUUUUGAAGCUGUUGAUUACAUACAAAAUUCCAUGCAUUUACUGAGAGUAAUGUACAUAACUAGUAUGGAGUUGGGCCUUACAACAAAUCCCUUGGAAAUUCUAAUUUCUGUUUGUAGGAAUGCUAAACUAAUUCCCAUUGAUGAACAAGGAGGUGUAAGAGACAAAUCAAAAAAAGGUAAAAGCAUGAGAAGAAGGAAAAAUAAGAAGAGCAAAAAGGGGAGAAGAAGUGAAAAAGAUGAUAUGAUGGAAGCUAGUUAUAUGAAUCAGAAUACCGGUGAAGGAGACGAGGAGACCCACAGAAGUGUCAGUGAAAGCGAAGAUCUUGAGGAAGAAAAUCAGAAAAACGAGGAGGAGCUUCAAAUUGAAGAUAGUAAAGGAGAUAACGAAGAUAUGAUGGAAGAGUGUAAUCCUUUCAAUUAUCUAAGUGAGGAGUUAUUAUCUGAGGAAUAUGAGGGGGAUAUUAUGGAAUCUAUUCAAAAAUCCUCAGUAAAACUGGCUUCACUAAUACUUAGCCUAACAAAUUAUAAUACAAAGAUCUUGAGUAUACACGUGUCUAAUUUGGUAAUCAAGACUGAAAGACUUAUAUUAAGUAAUGUACUAGAGAGCCAAAAAAUUCCUAGUAUGGUUUUAAUCUUAAGUGAGAAGAUUCAUACCUUCCCAUUUAACUUUUUAUCAUCAUUUUCAUACUUGAAAGAGGUUUUUGAAACAAGAACAGCAGCUUUGUUAAAACCAUUCAUACCUUUAUAUCCAUCAUAUACUUUGAUGGGUUUAUAUGGUGACUCAAUAGAAAUUAAGAAUUGGAAGCAAUUAGGUAAAGUGUUAAUGAUGGAGAUAUGCAUUCUUUAUUAUGAUCCAAAGUCACUUUUGGAGUCAGAGUUUGUUAGCUUGUGUAAUUCUACGUGGGAAUCAGAUAAUAAGGAUGAUGAGUAUCAUAAGAAUAUUUCCAAAGCUAAUACAAAAUGCAGGAAACUCUCUAAGGAGGUAAAGAAUCAGGAAAUGAAUGGAAAGAUAGGAAAUAAUUCUCCUACAGUAUUUCUAUUCUGUGAUCUUCUGGAUAAGCUUGUAAAUGGUCCAAGCUCAAGAAAUGAUAGAGGUUUUACUGGGAUUAAGAAAAUGUAUGUUUCAAAAGAAUUUGAGAACAAAUGUGAAAAUAUUAAAUCAUAUAGUAUUCAACAAUCAGGGAACUUAUAUAAUAUGUUAGUUAAGCUAUAA